Sparassis crispa is the source of this 642-nucleotide messenger RNA. RefSeq lists its product as hypothetical. The coding region runs from base 1 to 642 and encodes 213 amino acids. NCBI's taxonomy places the organism in Eukaryota, Fungi, Basidiomycota, Agaricomycetes, Polyporales, Sparassidaceae. The transcript has a single exon. The record is from RefSeq and is a predicted model, not a curated record.
AUGCCAAGAAAUAAGGAGCCGCAUUGGAAGUUUCUCAAGGCGCCCAACCCUGUUGAGGACGAGGAAGAUCUGGAAUCCCCUGGAGACGUUGACUACGAGAGCGGGUACGAAGCCGAGUGGGAGCGCACUGAAUCUGAUGUGGGGUACAGCCCUGUUUGCGAAGUGAGGGCAGAGCGGUUUCAAUCCACUCGUACUAGUCCUCCUGAACUUCACCAAGGACCAGCUCCAGGUGAAGAUUCAGCAGAUUCAGCAGAACCCGAGAGCGCCGAGAUCGUUGGUGACUUGGGUCACCUCCUUUCGAACAAUGCCUCUUCUGAGGCUGCCGCAGCGCGCGACGGCCACAACGCCAACCUAGGAUCGCUCGAUAAACCAAAGCCCAUCUAUCCUAGGGUUUUUUUCCCUCCCUCUCACCCCUCUCCUCGUGCAGGCCACAGGACCACCUUAGGCUCACAAUCAUCUGAACCGCCAGAUCGUGUCUACGCGAAGAUAUUUUCUCUUCCUGCUCGGCCCUCUCUUCCUUGCACCCCGACCUCUGAUGCUGUUCAAAGCAUCCCUCAUGCUGCGCCAGCGGUUGAUCCAGUUCGCAUUGUGACAUCGACUCCGACUGCGAAGGUCGAUAAGCCUAAUUCGCCACCAAAGUAG